GAAUGCAGUCGAUGGAGAAGGACAAGAUAUGAGGAUGAUCUACAAUUCCCACGAGUUGUUUGGAGACAUGCAUGUAUGUCAUCAAUGGUUAGGAAGCGCACAGAGAACCGCUGAGGAAGGGCAUUGACUUGAUUAAACCGGCGUGGUAUUAGCUCUAUGGGAAUUAUAAUCAAUAAUAAUGUCCAACAUUAAAGCGCCUAUUGUUGAUACGGAGAGGUGUAGGCGGAGGUCUACGGCUGAAAGUUCAGAUACCCAAUGGGACCAUGACCCCAGGGUCUACCGCCGUACAUCCCAGUGUGACAGACUGUGUGUGGACAUUGGCAGCCAUGUGGCCGAGACCCCCUCCCCAGAUGUCUCCCACCAAUACACCCCCAAAUGCUUGUCUGCACACAAAGGAGGCAGUACUCCUUGUCACUAUGGGGAAGAGGUUUGGCAGGAUGGCUCGAGCUUGAGGACCACCAUCCGAGCGGAGAAUGAAGUAGAGGCAAACAAACUGGCCAACAACUACAGGUUUGGCUUCAGAAAGUGGAAGAGUCACGUGACUGAGAGGCCCAUCGAGGACAGGUCGGACAUUGUGAGGGAGCUCUACUCGGAGCUAAACUUUGUCAGACCCCAAGGUUCAUUGAUCACUUGUGGAAACAUGGCAUACUUGAUUUUAUUUGGAUGGUGGAUCUCUUUAGCCUACCUCUUGGUCUCUGUCCUAAUGUUUCUGACCAUCAUUGGAGUUCCUUAUGGGAAGCUGUGUUGGAAGUUAUCAUGCUACUUUCUGUGGCCAUUUGGGAAGUCCAUACUAAAGCCCAGAAGCCUGGUCAGGCGAUGCUGUGUGAAGUUCCCUCACUGCGAGGCCAUCCCAGAGGAAUCUGACUCAAAGGAGGUGAAGGAGUCUACACCCCUGCUCAUGCCCCCUUCUGUCCCCAUCGAGGUCCCCCCACAACGGACGCGUUACUGGUGUCGUGUCAGUACCUAUGUGUGGUUGUUGCUAGGCUACCCUCUCCUGGGGCUGAUCCACGGCCUGGCCUGCUUCCUCUCCUGGAUCCUGGUCUUCACCAUCCCCGUGGCCAAGAUGAACGCCCGCACCCUGGCCAUCAUCCUCCUCAUGCCCCCCGAGGACGUCCACAUCCACCGGCUGAAAAAGCCGCAAGGGUGUGAGAGCCAAGUGCUUCUCUGUUGCUACCACGCCUUCAACUGGUACUACUACAAAUACACCUUGGACGGAAUCAAUGUGUUCGCUGUCAACCUGCUGCCCCUGGUCAUCACAACCCUGGUGGUCGGCUACGUGGACACAGAGAACCAGUUUGUCAGCUCGGAGGCCAAGUUCGCUGCUGCCGUCAGCUCCAUCAUCCCACUGUCCUAUUACAUUGGCAUGGGCAUCGCCAGUAUCUCAGCCCAGAGUAACUUUGCGGUGGGAGCAGUGGUGAACGCCACGUUUGGCUCCAUCACAGAGAUGACCUUCUACAUCACUGCCCUGCUGAGGGGUCACAAGGCCGGCACCAAGUGCUAUGAGGAGAUCGUCAAGGCCGCUCUCACUGGAACCCUGCUGGGCUGUAUUCUCUUUAUCCCAGGUAUCAGCAUGAUCAUCGGGGGCUUUAAACACAGGGAGCAGAGGUUCAACAGCCGCUCUGCAGGGGUCAGCUCAGCCCUGCUCUUCAUAUCAGUAGGAGGUGUAUUUGCCCCAACCCUGUUCUCCAAGGCCUACGGUAGCCUGGUGUGUGCGGGCUGCUCCAGCUCUCCAGCCAACACCAGCGGGCCCUUUACCUGUAUGGACUGCCACUAUGACAUGAGUGGAAGUUACGAACCCUUAUAUCUCAGACACAUUGAGCCUCUGGUAUACACCAUCUCCGUGUUGCUGCCCUCCGCCUACCUGAUCGGCCUCAUCUUCACACUGAAGACCCACUCCCACAUCUAUGACAUCCAAGUCAGUGACGGGCACGACCACCACCAGGGUCAGUGCCCACCGGAGGGCGCCAGCGGUGGUCACGGCACGGUCGUCCACUGGUCCAGGUUGAGGGCUCUGUCUGUGCUGAUCAUGGCCACGCUGUUAAUGGCUGCCUGUGCCGACCUCACCACGGAGCACAUCAAACCCAUCCUCGACCACUCCGCCAUCUCCCAGUAUUUCAUCGGUGUGACCGUGUUGGCGAUGGUGCCAGAAAUUCCUGAGAUCUUCAACGGAAUCCAGUUUGCCCUGCAGAAUAACAUCAGUCUCAGCUUGGAGGUGGGAAACUGCAUAGCAGUGCAAGUCUGCAUGAUUCAGAUUCCCUUACUCAUCUUGUUCAACACUUUUUAUGAUGUGGGAUUUGUGCUCCUGUUCAGUGACUUGCAUCUUUGGGCCAGCAUCUUUAGUGUGAUUGUGGUCAACUACAUUUUCAUGGAUGGCAAGUCUGACUACUUUCAGGGGACUGCUUUGGUGGUGGUUUACCUCAUUCUACUGGCGUUGUACUUUUUCGCCCCAUCGCCCCGCGCCUGUUGAACUGCUCCGCAAAGAACAAACUUCAACUCCUAGAGUCCUUUCAGUCACUAUUUACAGGAGCUGCCUUGUCGAGUUAUAUUCUGUCUUUCAGUCGUAUUCAUAAGGGCUUGCAGCGGGAAGUCCAGGUAGUCCCUCCCUGUUGCAAUCUGUUUUCUUCCAUUUGUGCCUAAUGAACAUGUCCCAGUUCUGGGCAUCAAUGGCCCUUUAUUUGCAUUAUGAUUUCAAAAUUAACAUUCCUUCUAUUUAAGCACUGCACAUUCUGGGGUUUAUGUAAACUAUAUGUAGAAGAUGUGUGUUUUCAGUAGGAUUUUGGUAGAUUAAAAUGCAUAUGUUAAAGCAGGGUAUGUUUAAUAUUGAAUUUAUAAAGUGGUCACAAUAGUGCUUCACAUUCAUUUGGGUUUGGGUAUUAAGCUGAAGCUUAAGAAAUCUACACAUGGUGUAAUGCUAGGAUUUGUAUGGAGAAAAGUACAAAUUUACUGCCACUUUCU
Molecule: messenger RNA, 2955 nt
Organism: Salmo salar (Atlantic salmon)
Lineage: Eukaryota; Metazoa; Chordata; Actinopteri; Salmoniformes; Salmonidae
Product: low affinity vacuolar monovalent cation/H(+) antiporter-like
Biological process (GO): calcium ion transmembrane transport; intracellular calcium ion homeostasis
Cellular component (GO): endomembrane system; membrane
Molecular function (GO): calcium:proton antiporter activity
Source: RefSeq, a predicted model, not a curated record